Frieseomelitta varia is the source of this 1399-nucleotide messenger RNA. RefSeq names its product tyrosine aminotransferase. Bases 1 to 825 code for a protein of 274 amino acids. The record is from RefSeq and is a predicted model, not a curated record. The transcript has 8 exons. Gene Ontology annotation, biological process: amino acid metabolic process; biosynthetic process. Gene Ontology annotation, molecular function: transaminase activity; pyridoxal phosphate binding. Lineage: Eukaryota; Metazoa; Arthropoda; Insecta; Hymenoptera; Apidae.
AUGAGACCUGAACUCGGCUGGGAGAUCGAUCUGGACGACCUGGAAUCACAGAUCGACGAGUCCACAGCGGCGAUCAUUAUAAACAAUCCUUCGAACCCGUGCGGUUCCGUGUUCAGCAGGGAUCACACACUUGACAUUCUCGACGUGGCCGCUCGUUACUACAUACCAAUUAUUGCCGAUGAGAUUUACGAACAUAUGGUGUUCCCGGGGAGGACUUUUCACUCGUUAGCGUCAUUGUCGAGGGACGUCCCUAUUUUGUCGUGCAGCGGCCUGACGAAGAGGUUUUUAGUGCCCGGCUGGCGUAUGGGCUGGAUAAUCAUUCACGAUCGUCAGAACGUCCUGGAGAAGGAGAUAAGAAAGGCGCUUCAUUGUCUCAGCCAGAGGAUUAUCGGCAGCAACACGCUGAUCCAAGGCGCACUACCUGCCAUUCUGAAGAACACGCCGCAAAAAUUUUACGACGACGUCAUGAAAACGUUACACGACAAUUCGCGAGCGGCGUACAACUGCGUGACGAAGAUCCCAGGGUUGAAGCCGAUCGUGCCCGACGGCGCGAUGUACAUGAUGGUUUACAUAGAUCUGCCUUGUUUCCCGGAAUUUAAUUCCGACCUCGAAUUCGUGCAACGACUGCUAAUGGAGGAGUCUGUGUUCUGCCUUCCCGGCCAGUGCUUCGAUUAUCCGUCGUACAUGAGGCUGGUCAUCACCGUGCCGGUGGAUAUGCUCGAGGAGGCCUGCCAGAGGAUCCAGGAAUUCUGCGAGAGGCAUCACUACAAAACGGCUGAGAACACACAGAGAAACAACCUCGCUACCGUGGACAUUCCGUAUUAACGAGCGAAUAUUUUUAUAUUCUAUGCUUUUGUUUCACGCUGUUCGUUGGAUGCAACAUCGUGUGUCACUCCGAAUGUUACUCCGGGUUUGAGUACUUUGCAAGUAUUUGCCAAAUCAAAUUUAGUAACUGCAAACACUUUUUUCUUACUACAAAUAAAGUACUCAAGUGUAUGAAUACAAUUGAACGAUAAUUGUUUUGUAUAUGUUUAAUGCAUAUACGAUUGACAAUGUGAUUUAAUAUAUUGUAGUUUUAAGCUUGUAUACAUGCAGAAAAUAAUUCUACAAUCUGUUCUAUUGUAUAUUGUAAUAUCAUGACGAUAAUAUUUUAUACUUGUAAAACACGUGUUAUAAUAUUAGUGUUAUUAUUUUAUAUACUUUUAAUAUUAAUCGACGUUACAAUGUUAUAUGUAUCAUGCAUUGUGAGAUUUUUAACUGUUCUAUUAUUUAUGAUGAUAACAGCCAUUUACCAAAUCCUGUGUCAGAAUAAUUUCUCUAUUUUAGACGAUAAAAUGCACAUCUAUGACUUGUAUACAUGCAGAAAAUUAUAAUCUAUUCUAUUAUAUAUUGUAAUAUU